Molecule: messenger RNA, 1368 nt
Organism: Macroventuria anomochaeta
Lineage: Eukaryota; Fungi; Ascomycota; Dothideomycetes; Pleosporales; Didymellaceae
Product: aquaporin
Exons: 4
Coding region: 139-1221 (360 amino acids)
Biological process (GO): transmembrane transport
Cellular component (GO): plasma membrane
Molecular function (GO): water channel activity
Source: RefSeq, a predicted model, not a curated record
CUCGAGGGCAGUUACUGUUCGAUACGCUCUCGGCGACACCUUCGCAUCACCUAUUAGUAUCCACCCAGAGAGCCGCAGUUAUGAACAUCACGCGGCCGUACAUAUUAACCGGCGGAAAGCUUCGAGGUCUUGUUAAGGAUGAAGCCAACAUAUACCGAGGAUCCAAACCGUCCUGGAGAGAGGCGGGCACUCGGAUGGCUUCCAAAUAGAACACGCCAUCUACUCAUUGCCUUCCUAGGCGAGUUCAUCGGCACGUUCUUGUUCCUCUUUUUCGCUUUCGCAGCAACGCAGACUGCCAACAACCUUCUCGGUAAUCGGGCAAUGGACAUUCAAUCUUUGAUGUACAUUUCGCUGGCAUUCGGAUUCUCCCUCGCGGUCAAUGUCUGGGUAUUCUUCCGCGUCAGCGGAGGCCUUUUCAACCCUGCCGUCACUGUUGCGAUGGCUCUCAUCGGUGCUCUGCCUUGGCUCAAGGCUGCACUCCUCAUCCUUGCACAGUUGUUGGGUGCCAUAACCGCCGCUGGCGUUGUUGCGGCGACCUUCCCAGGUCCACUGGCUGUCCGCACACGCCUUGGUGCCGGCACUUCGAUCAGUCGUGGCGUGUUCAUCGAGAUGUUCCUCACCGCCAUGCUCAUCUUCUGUAUAUUCAUGCUGGCAGCCGAGAAGCACCGGUCUACCUUCAUCGCCCCUAUUGGCAUUGGUCUGGCUCUAUUCAUCGCCGAGAUGGCUGGUGUUCUGUAUACUGGCGGGUCCCUUAACCCAGCACGUUCGUUCGGUCCUGACGUUGCUACCAAACGCUUUGACGGCUACCACUGGAUCUAUUGGGUGGGACCACUCCUCGGCGCUCUUCUCGCUGUGUUGCUCUAUCGUCUUCUCAAGAUGCUUGAGUACGAGACCGCCAAUCCUGGUGCCGACGGCGAUGGUCGCCACGAGGCAUACUACGAGCAUAGCGGCUCUUCGGACCACUACCAGGAACGUGUACCAACAACCCGCGGCCACGGCGCCACCGACGGCACCUCUGAUGGGAUGGACUUCGCAUCACACAUUCGUACUGCGAAGCAUGGGCCCCACCACAACGCUGCCCUCACCCACACCCAGACUGAUUCUGCUGCCAUGUCAGAACCCAUGCCUGCCUUUCACCCGGGCCAUGACGGCCAUCAUUCCCAGAUCAUGUCCGACCGCAGCUACCGCAGCGGCCCCAGCGUUGAGUCUGGCUCAUCGUAGUCUGGCAGUACCAACUCUUUUCAUUCCUCGUCCACAUGUGGCUCCACCUCAUCGUCAAGCACACAAAUUGGAGAACACUUCGGACAUGAAAAGCCGUCAGGGAAGCGCGGACCUCUUGACGGUCACAUAUAUUACCCAUGUUGUUGG